Molecule: messenger RNA, 554 nt
Organism: Ailuropoda melanoleuca (giant panda)
Lineage: Eukaryota; Metazoa; Chordata; Mammalia; Carnivora; Ursidae
Product: stathmin-like
Exons: 1
Biological process (GO): microtubule depolymerization; neuron projection development; regulation of microtubule polymerization or depolymerization
Cellular component (GO): neuron projection; cytoplasm
Molecular function (GO): tubulin binding
Source: RefSeq, a predicted model, not a curated record
AAGAAGAAGGAUCUUUCCCUGGAGGAAAUUCAGAAGAAAUUAGAAGCUGCAGAAGAAAGACGCAAGUCCCAUGAAGCUGAGGUCUUGAAGCAGCUGGCUGAGAAACGAGAGCACGAGAAAGAAGUGCUUCAGAAGGCAAUAGAAGAGAACAACAACUUCAGUAAAAUGGCAGAAGAGAAACUGACCCACAAAAUGGAAGCUAAUAAAGAGAACCGAGAGGCACAAAUGGCUGCCAAACUGGAACGUUUGCGAGAGAAGGAUAAGCACAUUGAAGAAGUGCGGAAGAACAAAGAAUCCAAAGACCCUGCUGACGAGACUGAAGCUGACUAAUUUGUUCUGAGAACUGACUUUCUCCCCAUCCCCUUCCUAAAUAUCCAAAGACUGUACUGGCCAGUGUCAUUUUAUUUUUUCCCUCCUGACAAAUAUUUUAGAAGCUAAUGUAGGACUGUAUAGGUAGAUCCAGAUCCAGACUGUAAGAUGUUGUUUUAGGGGCUAAAGGGGAGAAACUGAAAGUGUUUUACUCUUUUUCUAAAGUGUUGGUCUUUCUAAUGUAG